Molecule: messenger RNA, 720 nt
Organism: Ostrinia nubilalis (European corn borer)
Lineage: Eukaryota; Metazoa; Arthropoda; Insecta; Lepidoptera; Crambidae
Exons: 2
Coding region: 1-720 (239 amino acids)
Source: RefSeq, a predicted model, not a curated record
AUGGAGUGCGGUGUGAGGCAGGGGGGGCUGACCUCUCCGAGGCUCUUCAACCUGUACGUAGACGCACUGGUUCGGGAGCUCAGCGGCAUGUGUGUCGGUUGCCAUAUUGGAAAAGUGUGCGUUAACAACAUCAGUUACGCAGACGACAUGGUCCUGCUGGCGCCCUCGGUCAGUGCGUUAAGAGCGCUUCUCGGAGUUUGUGAAGGUUUCGCUGUCUCGCAUGGUUUGCUAUACAAUGCCAAGAAGUCUCAGUUCAUGGUAUUUAAGGCUGGCAGUAAAUGCCCUAAUGUAGUUCCCCCUAUAAAACUCUACGAUGAACCCUUAGAAAGAGUUUAUAAAUUUAAAUAUCUUGGACAUAUCGUGACUGACAGCCUUAAAGACGAUGAAGAUAUUGAUAGGGAACGUAGGGCGCUGUCGGUCAGGGCGAAUAUCUUAUGGACCAACUAUACCAAAAAGGCCUACAGUGCUCUGCGUGUCCAAUACAAUAACGCCUUCAGGGCGCUGUUGCGGCUGCCGCGGUUUUGUAGUGCGUCUGCGAUGUUUGCGUUGGCGGGCGUAGAUAGCUUUGAAGCUAUAAUGCGCAAAAAGUGCGCAUCAUUACUGCACAGAGUGCGCGGCAGCUGCCACAGCGUACUGAAGGAGAUAGCCGAUAGUGGGGAUUGUCCACUGAUCGGCCACAUGCUCAGCAGGACGAAGUCUGUUUUAGAAAUAAGAUACUAA